Ictalurus punctatus (channel catfish) is the source of this 4121-nucleotide messenger RNA. RefSeq names its product TNF receptor-associated factor 7 (gene traf7). Gene Ontology annotation, molecular function: protein binding; zinc ion binding. Gene Ontology annotation, biological process: Notch signaling pathway; ribosomal large subunit assembly. The record is from RefSeq and is a predicted model, not a curated record. The transcript is spliced from 23 exons. Gene Ontology annotation, cellular component: nucleolus. Bases 177 to 2231 code for a protein of 684 amino acids. NCBI's taxonomy places the organism in Eukaryota, Metazoa, Chordata, Actinopteri, Siluriformes, Ictaluridae.
AGCGUUUUUACUGUCAUGUUUGGACAGCGAAGGAUUUUUACCAAACGUGGCCGAAACCAAGUUGGUAAAUUAGCUUAGCUGAAGGUGGUGGGAAAUCAUGUUGACAGCUGUGCUAAGCUAACUCGCUCGCGCAGGCUGCUCUGAAAGCCUUUCUUCCUGGUGGUGUUUGACGGACUAUGAGCUCUGGUAAAGCGUCGCACUACAACCACUUCUCAGGAGGUGCUUCAUCUACUGCAAACAUCAACAACGCCUGUUCAUCUGAUAUUAACAACACGAAACCAUUUCCCAUUCCGCAGCGUGAAGGAAUGGAGAACGCUUUCGGGCCGUCGUUUUCAGGAGUCGCCCCAGUUAGCAAAGCUGAGACAUCCGGUAAUUAUAAACAGCACCGUCGAACUCCUUCUACCUCCAGCACGCUGACUUUCUCCACUCGAGAUGAUGACGACGGCAUGCCACCCAUCGGUUCUUCACGUGGUUCGGACUCGGCCAUCUCCAUUCGCUCUCUUCACUCGGAGUCCAACAUGUCCCUGCGCUCAACGUUCUCCCUGCAUGAAGAGGAGGAGGAUACGGAUCCGCAGGUUUUUGCUGAACAGCCUUCAGUCAAACUGUGCUGUCAGCUGUGCUGUAACGUGUUUAAAGACCCCGUCAUCACCACAUGUGGGCAUACCUUCUGCAGGCGAUGUGCCUUAACCUCUGAGAAAUGCCCAGUGGAUAACUCGAAGCUCACCGUGGUGGUGAACAACAUUGCUGUGGCUGAGCAGAUCGGCGAACUCUUCAUUCACUGUAAAUAUGGUGUACGUCCCACCGCUUCAGGAAAACCAGUUGCCUUUGAGGUGGAUCCACUGGGCUGCCCCUUCACCAUCAAACUCAGCACCAGGAAAGAUCACGAGGUGAGCUGCGACUACCAGCCUGUGCGCUGCCCGAAUAAUCCCAACUGCCCUCCACUGCUCACUAUGAACCUGGAGGCUCAUCUGAAAGAGUGUGAACACAUCAAGUGCCCACAUUCAAAAUACGGAUGCACGUUCAUUGGGAAUCAGGAUACGUAUGAGACGCACCUGGAAGCGUGUAAGUUCGAGGGGCUGAAGGAGUUCCUGCAGCAGACAGACGAUCGCUUCCAUGAGAUGCAGGUGACUCUGGCUCAGAAGGAUCAGGACAUUUCCUUCCUACGCUCCAUGCUGGGCAAAUUGUCAGAAAAACUCGACCAGCUCGAGAAAAACCUGGAGCUUAAAUUUGAUGUGCUGGAUGAGAACCAAAGUAAACUAAGUGAAGAUCUGAUGGAAUUUCGUAGAGACGCCUCAAUGCUUAACGAUGAGCUUUCACAUAUUAAUGCCAGGCUUAACAUGGGCAUCCUCGGCUCCUAUGACCCUCAGCAGAUCUUUAAGUGUAAAGGCACGUUUGUGGGUCAUCAGGGUCCCGUGUGGUGUUUGUGUGUUUACUCCACUGGCGACCUCCUCUUCAGCGGCUCCUCAGACAAGACCAUCAAGGUUUGGGACACCUGCACCACAUACAAGUGCCAGAAAACUCUGGAGGGCCACGAUGGCAUUGUGUUAGCGCUGUGUAUUCAGGGGAAUAAGUUGUACAGUGGCUCAGCAGAUUGCACCAUCAUUGUUUGGGACAUCCAGAACUUGCAGAAAGUGAACACAAUCCGUGCACAUGAUAAUCCAGUGUGCACACUUGUUUCCUCGCACAACAUGCUCUUCAGUGGAUCACUCAAAGCAAUUAAGGUGUGGGACAUUGUGGGCACGGAGCUGAAACUGAAGAAAGAGCUCACUGGUCUGAAUCACUGGGUGCGAGCUCUGGUCGCAUCUCAGAAUCACCUGUAUAGCGGAUCCUACCAAACCAUUAAGAUUUGGGACAUUCGUUCUCUUGAGUGCGUCCAUGUCCUCCAGACUUCUGGGGGCAGUGUUUACUCCAUCGCUGUCACCAACCACCACAUAGUUUGCGGCACGUACGAGAACCUCAUCCACGUGUGGGAUAUCGAGUCUAAAGAGCAGGUGCGCACACUAACGGGACACGUCGGGACGGUUUACGCUCUGGCUGUCAUUUCCACUCCGGACCAGACUAAAGUGUUCAGUGCCUCCUACGAUCGCUCACUUAGGGUGUGGAGUAUGGACAACAUGAUUUGCACUCAGACUCUGCUGCGCCAUCAAGGCAGCGUCACCGCGCUGGCAGUCUCUAGAGGGCGCCUGUUUUCCGGAGCCGUGGACAGCACUGUGAAGGUGUGGACCUGCUAAAUGAUGAACAAAUGAAGAACAUCUAAAAAUCACACGACGGACCUUUAGUGACUUCCAGCGUUGUGUAAAAAAACUGAAUACGUGGUGAAGUUGCAUCACGUUUAAAGAUACCAGCCUGAGCAGGAGUGACCUUCCCCCCCCCCCCCCCGUUUUGAUCCGGGACUGCGGCGUCGCCUUAAACCGCUCCGAAUGACCAGCGUGUAAUAGUCAGCAGUGACGGGACUCGAUAUACGGUUCUGUAUAUAGACAAUUUCACUCAGUUAAAACGGUGGCUUUUCUGAACAGCAAGCCAUGACGUGAUGAAUCUUGUCUGAGAUGCCUUCUCUACUGGGACUCCGCAAUUAGAUCAUCUGAACUGACCACCUUAACUUUUCUCCGAUAACAUUUUCAGCUGUUUAUGGAGCAUACUGUAUGGGUCAGGGAACAGAGCUUCAAUUAAUAAUAAUAAUAAUAAUUCAAUUGCUUCUAGAUUGAAUUGUGUUAUGUCGAAGUGCUCGCUACAUGAGAUUAGCCCUUGAUUUUGUGCUUCUCCUUAUUAACCACGUGUUUACACUGGCAGCCGCGACAAAAGCGGGCGAAAGUCACGUGCGGUCAUGAUGCAGGGUUAGUGUUCGACACGUCAGAGAACGUUUGAACAGCUAGAUAUGCCGUGGCAUUUUCCAGCAUGUGGGGAAAAAACGGAUAAUAAAAUCUGGGCAUGUGAGCACAGUGUGAUUUAACGAGCUAAAGGGCAGAGAUCGUGGUGAAGGACACAGAGGUCUGCACAGAACAGGAAAUAGAGGGAGCAGGUGUAGCAACGACUACAUCAGAUUGCUCAUGCUCCAUCUCAGCAAAGUCAUAUGAUCAAGUUAACAGCUAAUCAGUAUUCACUGUCGUCUAAGUGGAGGAGGGAAAAAAAACGAGUAAAACCUGUUUAUAUGAUGCUAUUUCACAGGUUUUUCCCUACGAGCAGCUUUAUGACUAACAUUCGAUAUUGCCAAGCGAGAGAUUUUUAAAAACAUUUUUUAUUGUAUAUACUUAAUCACCUAAUUAAUCAACAGCACACCCUGUUGAUGGAAAACAAGGACUAGUUUUCAGUGCGUCAUUGUCCACUUCCUAGUAACUGAGUCCACUUCGCCAUCCAUCUUCAUCAGCUCGAAUGAAGUAGAUGAGGGAUCAAGUGAAUAUCACUCUAGACUGCUGUUUCUUUUUUUGAAAUGGUGGAUGAAGCUGUUUAUACAUGAAAACAGGAGCAAUAACAUACUUCAUAAAGGAUUUAUUUUUUUCUGAAUCACUCUGCCUCCUAUACAAGCCCUGCAUGCAUUACUGCAGUUAAACUUGUGUCGCUAGCUAAACAUUCUUCUGUAUAGCUAGCAGAGAAGCGAGUGAGCGAACUGACUAACACGCGUCCGUUAAUGUUGCUAGUGCACUCUCACGAUGUAAGAUUUUGUCUGGGGAAGUCAGUGAGGGUGUGUAAAGCAGUAUUGAAACACUGAGUCUUUUAACUGUUAACCCACAUUAUGACUGUAUUACAGCAGCUCCAGCUUUGGUGUGUGUAUGUAUGUAUGUAUGUAUGUAUGUGUGUGUGUGUGUGUGUGUGUGUGUGUGUAUAAUGCAGAAUACACACCAGAACAGGUCCUACUGUCUGGGUGUCUCACCAAGAACUGCACUGGUGUUUUAUUCAGUCACACAUGCACUCCUAAUAUUAUAGUGUUAAUCAUUGUUGACUCAGUUAUUCCACUCCAUUGUGUUAUUGUACCUACUGCUCUCGGCCAAUCAGAAGUCACUGUACUGAAGUAAACAGUAGACCAGUGAUGAUCUUAAAUUUCCAUCGUCAUUGAUAAUUGCCUACAUUUUUAUCAUGGGUCAUGACGUCAUCACAAUAUUGAAUAAACUGUUCUGAUGAAUGUC